AGAGAGCGGAAUCAAAGUGUUUUUUGUUCUCACCUUCAACAAUGAAGAGAGUUACACAUCAUUACACAAAUAAAGGUAAAAAAAACUGUGCAGGAAUGCUACAGUACGAGUAACGAUGACUCUCUUCAUUGUUAAAGGUGAGAACAAAAAGAUUUUGAUGUCAUCUCGAACAUGCUUAUAUAGAGGAGCUGAAACCAGAGAGAUCACAGCUUCAUUCACAGCAGCGAACAACAUUUAAGCAGAGAAUAAUAAUAUUCACCACACAGGAGAAACUAUCACUGCAUCACCAUGAUUGCAAAGAUUUGUGUCGUCCUUCUUCUGUUUGUUGCCUCUGGCAACGCACAGAUCACAACCAGAACCACCACGGCUGCACCAACAACCAGAACCACCACGGCUGCACCAACAACCAGAACCACCACGGCUCAAACAACCAGAACCACAACGGCUGCACCAACAACCAGAACCACCACGGCUCAAACAACCAGAACCACCACGGCUGCACUAACAACAACAGCAGCACCACCAACCACACAAACAGCCCCACCCACACCCACACCCACAAUCACACCGACACCCACACCCACACCCACACCCACACCCACAAUCACAUCCACAUCCACAUCCACACCCACACCCACACCCACACCCACACCCACACCCACAAUCACAUCCACACCCACACCCACACCCGCAUCUUGUGAUACCAGCACAGCUAGACCAACAACCCCAUCCAGCACAGCUGGUUGUGAGACCAACAAGGCUAGACCGACAUGUAGUGUGGAGUGUGUUUGUAAAUGCUGAUCUCUGAUAUGUCAUCACACGUGUCUCUGAUGGAGGUGUCUAUAAUUAAUCAAAACUUCUGUGAUUGGAGGACUCUGUAAUGUUCUGAUUCAAAGGGUUGUGUGUGAAUCUGCUUUUUGUCUGUUAUUGCAUAAAAACAAUAAAGGUUUACCAAAGUUA
Messenger RNA from Micropterus salmoides (largemouth bass), 960 nucleotides. RefSeq names its product endoglucanase-like. Bases 289 to 801 code for a protein of 170 amino acids. The record is from RefSeq and is a predicted model, not a curated record. Lineage: Eukaryota; Metazoa; Chordata; Actinopteri; Centrarchiformes; Centrarchidae. The transcript has 3 exons.